Colletotrichum godetiae is the source of this 461-nucleotide messenger RNA. RefSeq lists its product as uncharacterized. The record is from RefSeq and is a predicted model, not a curated record. The transcript has a single exon. Lineage: Eukaryota; Fungi; Ascomycota; Sordariomycetes; Glomerellales; Glomerellaceae. Bases 66 to 347 code for a protein of 93 amino acids.
GGUUAAUUGACUUUAGGCUGUGCCUUUAUGCAAGAUCAUCCCUGACUCACAUCAACCUAGGAUGAAUGGUCUUUGGAAAAGUGCCCCCCGCCGCCGAUGAUGAAAGUACGGUUCGGACGACUCUGAAACCCCAACUGAAGCAUCUCAAGGGCCGCCAUACGGCCCCUCCAACCGGAGCCAACACCAAGUUGCUAACCCCUCUUCUGCGGAAAUCUCAUCGGCCUCAUCCCGGUACGGCACCCAAACAUCCGAUCCAGAGGUCCUCCGCCGCUUCCCACAUGAUCAUGCGGGAAGCUCCUGGAAGUGUAAUGCGAGUUGGGCUAUUGGACGUUGUGAAAGAUAGUUAGGGUAUAGUAUAUUCUCUCUUUGCCCACUGAUAUAUGGGCCAGUCUGUGCCCGCAUGAAAGACGUUACAUCGAAUGACAUCUUUCCCUUCUCUCCCCCCCCCGGACUUCUGCUUC